Messenger RNA from Engraulis encrasicolus (European anchovy), 4537 nucleotides. Its product is annotated as protein mono-ADP-ribosyltransferase PARP14-like. Gene Ontology annotation, biological process: protein poly-ADP-ribosylation; negative regulation of gene expression. The transcript is spliced from 17 exons. Gene Ontology annotation, cellular component: cytoplasm; nucleus. The record is from RefSeq and is a predicted model, not a curated record. NCBI's taxonomy places the organism in Eukaryota, Metazoa, Chordata, Actinopteri, Clupeiformes, Engraulidae. Gene Ontology annotation, molecular function: transcription corepressor activity; NAD+ poly-ADP-ribosyltransferase activity; NAD+-protein mono-ADP-ribosyltransferase activity. The coding region runs from base 119 to 4432 and encodes 1437 amino acids.
UUGGCUGACCAGGAUAUGAUCUUAAAGUAUUGACUUGUUAAACCAGUACACAGAUGCGAGGUCUCUAGACGGUCACAGACGCUGUUGACAACAAUUUAGAAGCGACCCUCAAAACGCUAUGGCAGACAUGUUCCCAGUGUUUUUUGAGGCGAGAGAAUUAACUGAUUUGGAGAAGGAGAAAAUUCAGAAAUACUUUACAAUCAGGAGGAGGUCAAGAGGAGGUGAUUGUAGACCACUGGAAAAAGUGGGCCCUACAACUUACAAGAUAGCUUUUCUGGAAAAGGAAGUGCAACAGAGAGUUCUGGCCUUAGGGAAACACAACAUACCAUUGCCAUGCGGGGAAGAACUUGAAAUCAAUACAAAGCAAAAUGCCACAUGUAAACAGGAUAGCUCAAGUUUUUCACACCAUCAACCGGUCACAACUGAGAGAAAUGACGAGGUGAAAUACCUCAUAAUGGACCAGUAUCUGAUUCAGUAUCUGCAGGACAACCCCAAUGCCAACCGUGACCUGGGGCAGCGACUCGCCACCCUCUGCACAUCCUGCCAGGUCCUUCCAGAGAAGGGAAGGGUGGUGGUGAAGAGAGGUACUGCACAGCCUGCUCUCACCCAAGCCCAGUGGGAGGCACAGGUGGACCAUGUGGGCUCUCAGAUACAGCAAAAGUACUGCUGCUACUUUGAGGUGGACGCAGCAAGAUCGCGAACCCUUCAUGAGAACCCAUUUAUGCGCUGUGAAAACCUCCAUGUCUAUAAGGAGGGGGAAGACACACAUCUGGCAGUGGUGGUGGGCGAGCAUGAUGAAGUGGAGAGGAUGCUCCAACGUCUGGUGUUUCUACAUGUAAACCAGCUGCACCGCAGAGACACUGGCAUAUCACUGCAGCAGUUCGCUGUAGUGGAGCAGGACUUUGAACAGGAGAUGAAGGCUUCAUUCCCGCACAUCAACAUCACCAGGCAGGAGACUGUGACUUUAGAGGGACCCAAGACAGAGGUAGAGGCUGCAUGCGCCACCAUUGAGCAGCUGGUGAAGAGUAUCCGUCAAAGACGACUCCAGUUAUCUGCCCCACUCAUCGCCUUUCUCCAGUCUAGCGGGGCCAUACAAACAUACCAGAGGCGGUUUCAGCAGAGCCUGAGGAGCCCAGUGAUGCUGGAAGCUGGUCCUGACCUGAUCCUGUCCAGCCUGACCUCCGAGUCCCUUGAGGAAGCAGCAACAGCUUUGGAGAGGGACCUGACCGUGGAGGAAGUCAUCUUGGAGCAAGCAGAAGCAGAGUCGUCUGGGAUGGUCACACUCCAAGAAGUCCUGAGUGAAACCGCACAACAAGCUAACUACGAAUCACUGAAGGUUCAGCUCAGCAACGGACAACCAUCCGUUGUAGAUAGGCGCAUUUUGCUCCAACUGGUCGGAUACCGCAAAGAAGUAGACAGGCUGAAAGGGGUUGUGCUUGACUACAAGCUAAACCAAGCAGACAUACAUGACUCCCUCAAUCUUCCCUAUGCGGUGGUGGCUGACCAUCUGCCACGUGUGCUGGAGCUCCUUGAAGUGCAGCACAGUGGGCUCAGUUUGAUUCCCACUAUGUCACCAUUACCUGCUGUGCAUUUUGCUGGACCACGACAGCUGGUGCAAGACUUUCGUGAAGCCCUGACUUCAGCCUUUGCGUCUCUGGUGUGUACUGAGUGCAGUGUAGAGGGUCCUGGAGUGACUCAGUACUUCAAGGGAGAAGAAGGUCAAAAUAGUAUUGCCCUACUGGAGCUGUCUCAUAAGGUCCUGAUCGUGUUGUCCGAUGUCAAGAAUCAGGGUGGAGCAACGGGUUCUGAACACUCAAGCCACAUCUCCCUUGCAAGCCUGAUCACAGCAUGUAAAAAGGCAGGACACUUAACUACUGAUAAGCCAUCCCUCCCCAUACAAUUGGAACACGCGUCUCUUCUCACAGCAAGUUCGAUGGCCAAAUCACGUUCCCCGCCAAAUAAAAUACAGCUGGAGGUGGAGCUUGGGCACCUUGAAGUGCAACAGGUGGAUGUACUUGUGGCUCCCAUGGUUAAAACUGAUCUACUCAGCCUGAGCAUUGGACGUGCGCUGAUGAACGCAGGGGGACAGUAUUUCAAGCAUAACUUUUGCCAGGCCAUAAGACCCCAUAGCGCUGUCCAGCCAGGAGACAUUGUGCAGGUGGAGGGAAGCGGUGCUCUGAGAUGCCGAAAGGUCUUCUUUCUAGAGUGUCUGCCAUGGGAUGCAUCCCUUGGUAACAGUGAAAAGGUGCUGCGGUGUGGACUGAGGCAGGCCCUAGUUCUGUGCGAGAAACAGGCCUUCACCUCUGUAGCUUUCCCUCUCAUUGGGCCGGGACUGGUGCUGAGGAUACCCAACAAAGAGGCCAUUCACAUCCUGACGUCUGAGAUUGGCCUUUUUGGGCUGCACAGGCAGACCAACUCGCUCUCUAACAUUCGUAUUGUCAUCCAUUCAGACUAUCCCAGGUCAAAAGAAAUUUGUCAGGAUGUAUGCAGUGGCUUGAACUUGCAUAUGAUGGAUUCCAAAGGACAAGCUGUGUUUCAGUGCCCACAAUCUGAGCCAACAGAGAAAGUACUGACGGUGGGGACUAAGGCUCACCUUGUUGUUCUCCAUUGCCUGAGCAACCUCCCCUUAGUGGGGACCCUGAAGGUUCACCUGGUGUCGGGAGACAUCACCAAUGAGACCACAGAUGUCAUAGUUAACAGUACAGACUUUAAAACCUUUGAUACAGGCAUUUGCAAGAGCAUACUUGCGGUCGCUGGAUCAAAGGUCAAGAAAUCUCUGAAAUCAGCUUGCAUCAAGAAGGGCGAGGUUUUCACGUCUGCUCCCGGCUCCUUCCCCUGUAAGGCCAUCAUGCACGUGUGUGGAGAGAGGGACCCUGCACUGAUCCAGGACCUGUGCAGAGAAAUCCUGCUGCUCUGUGAGAGCAAAGGCUACCAGUCAGUGGCCAUACCUGCCAUCUGCGCCGCUGCAGGAGUGGAUGCCCGAGUGGUGGCUGAUGCCAUUCUGUGUGGUGUGGUGGCAGCGGCAUCCGACAGUCCCUUUCAGCACCUGUCCAGCGUUCGCCUCGUGCUGUUCAGCAUGCCCGUCUUCCUGCAGUUUCGAGCGGCAGCGGAUGCUAUGUUUGGGACACCACCUCCACCAAAACCUCCCACUCCUCCACCCAGAAGGACAUCUACAGCUCCAGUAAAGUCAUCCACCCUCAAUCAACCCCUCUACCUAAACAUAUUCUCACCCUCCUCCCCACUGCCACCACCACCACCAACACCAUCCAUACUGACUGCCACCACUCCCUCCGCCACCUUCACGCUCCUGGGUACAUCGGAGGAGGACUUGUCUGACGCCUGUGCCAGUCUGCAGUGGGUCUACACCUCACACUGCUCCCAGCGCACGCUGACCCCAGAGGAGCUGGCCGGGCUGUCCCAGGAAGAGGUGGCCGAUCUGGAAGAGAAGGUGCUCAACCUCCGGGUGCAGCUGGAGGCUCCGGGGUCUGGGUCUGGGUAUGGUGGACCUGGUGCUGGAGUGGUGGUGAAAGGGCUCAGUGAGGGGGUGAACGAUGUGAUGCACGUGGUCCAGGCGUCGCUGGGCCGGCGGGUGGCAGAGAGGGAGCAGAGGGAGCUGUUCGCCCACGUGGUGUGGUGCAUCAUGGGCCAGCGUGGAGACUGGGAGCGGCUCCCCAAAGAGGCCAAUCAGAAGCUGGAGAGAGGGGACGUCAGUGGAGGGGUCAUGGACGCUCAAGGCUGCCAGUGGAAUGUGAACCUCCAGCAGAUGAGAGCAACUGCAGCACUUUCAGGUCAAACAACAUCACUGAAGAGGCUGAAAAAUCUUCCAGAUUUCACAAUCCCUCUCUACUGGGACAGCAUGGUCCUUGGUGAAGUUUUUCAGUUGGUCUCACUAUUCCCCUGCUCUGCUGAGUUUGAGAGAAUAAAGGCUGACUUCAGGAGAACCUGUCUGAAAACUGUGUUGAAGAUUGAGCGUGUGCAGAACGUGCACCUGCGUCGGGCGUACGAGGUCCUGCGGCAGCAGCUGGAUGAGAAGAACAGGCCUCCGGUCGGGGCUGGAGAGAAGAUGCUCUACCAUGGCACCACCCACCACAACUGCCAGGCCAUCAUGAAGAAUGGCUUCAACCGCAGAUUUGCUGGACAGAAUGGCGCAGUGUAUGGUCUAGGAACCUACUUUGCUGUGAACGCCGGCCACUCAGCCAACCCCACCUACUCCUGCCCUCGCACAGACGGCACUCAGCUCAUGUUUGUGGCUCGAGUUCUGACAGGUCGAUACACAUUGGGUCGGAGCGACAUGAGGGUCCCUCCGCCUGUCUCGGAUCAGCAGCCCCACAUACUCUUUGACAGCCUGGUGGACAGCCAGCAGAGCCCCAGCAUGUUUGUGGUGUUCCAUGACAGCCAGGCCUACCCCGACUACCUCAUCACAUUCAAAUGAAUGGAGAUCCACAAUUCACACUUUUCACUAUAUAUACUACUGUAGCUCAUUUAAUUUCAUGUGUAUAAUCAAAUCUAAUAUUUUUUGUGUAAAUGCUUUCAUUAU